CUCGUCGGCUCCACCUCGCUCGCUCGGUCGGGGACUCCUCCUUCCCUUCGCCGCGCGCGCACGCACGCACGCAUCAAUUCUCCCGGCUUCACAGCCCACCUGCUCCGCUGCGUCGUCUCCUUCCCCGCGCACCGCACACGCAGCAGCCCACCAUCUCAUCUCACGCUCGAGUCGCCUCCAGCGCGGCAGGCCGACCUGCCCCUUCUAUUAUUAUUUCUGCAUUUCCGCCUCCCCCAGCCUCCGCUUUCCCGAUCCAGCCGAGCACCGCAAUCGCAGGGCAACGGAAGCGAUUAAAAAAGGUAGCCUCCCCUCCGCAACCUAAAGGUAAAAACAAACAACCACCGCAUCGCGGCAGGCAUCGCCAGCCACCGAGCGGAGGGGGGUGAGGGGGGAAGGGAAGGCAGCAAAAGUUCGAUAAAAAGGAGAGGAGAAGACGAGGCGUGCCGUCCGACCCCAAGCAACUUCCUCCCCCCACCUCCCUCCUCCUCUUCCUCCCAUGCCCGCAUCGAGAUCUUAGCGGGAGAGCGAGAGGUGAGGCGACGCGGGCCCCCCGAUCCCUCCUCGUCGCUGCUGCCGCCGCCGACCGACCGACCGGGGGAGGAGGGGAGGGGAGGACGAGAUGGAGGCGGACUCCGGGAAGCUCUUCGUCGGUGGCAUCUCCUGGGAGACGGAUGAGGAGCGCCUCCGCGAGUACUUCGGCCGCUUCGGGGAGGUCACCGAGGCCGUCAUCAUGCGGGACCGAAACACCGGCCGCGCCCGCGGGUUUGGCUUCGUCGUAUUCUCCGACUCCGGGGUCGCGGAGCGUGUCACCAUGGACAAACACAUGAUCGACGGCCGCAUGGUGGAAGCGAAGAAAGCCGUUCCCAGGGACGACCAGAGUAUUGCGAGCAAGAACAAUGGCAGCAGCAUAGGUUCACCCGGACCAGGACGUACUAGAAAGAUCUUUGUUGGAGGUCUGGCUUCUAAUGUUACCGAGGUCGAGUUCAGAAGGUAUUUUGAGCAAUUCGGUGUGAUAACCGAUGUGGUGGUGAUGUACGACCACAACACGCAGAGGCCUAGGGGCUUCGGCUUCAUCACCUAUGAUUCAGAAGACGCAGUGGAUAAGGCUCUUCAUAAGAACUUCCAUGAGCUGAAUGGUAAAAUGGUUGAGGUCAAGAGGGCUGUUCCAAAGGAGCAGUCUCCUGGACCUGUUGCACGUUCACCUGCUGGAGGACAGAACUAUGCUAUGAACAGGGUUCAUAGCUUCCUGAAUGGAUUCAACCAGGGUUACAACCCGAACCCCAUAGGAGGUUAUGGCAUGAGGGUGGAUGGAAGGUUUGGUCUUCUUACUGGUGCACGAAAUGGGUUCUCUUCAUUUGGUCCAGGCUAUGGAAUGGGCAUGAAUAUUGAAGGUGGGAUGAGUGGAAAUUUUGGUGCAAGCUCUGGUUUCAUCAAUAGCUCCAAUGGGCGGCAAAUAGGUUCUUACUACAAUGGUAGUUCAAACAGAUUAGGUAGUCCUAUAGGGUAUGUUGGCCUUAAUGAUGAUUCAGGAUCGGUAUUGAGUUCAAUGGCUAGAAAUGUUUGGGGUGAUGGAAGUCUAAACUACACAGGUAGCCCUACAAACACGAAUUCUUUUGCUCCACCUGGAGGUAGUGGCGGCAUUCCUGGUGACAGUAUUAGUUGGGGAGGCCUUACUUCUGCUCAUGGGAUGGGCAACAUUUCAAGCCUUGGGCCGGGAAACCUUGGCCGUGGAACUGGAGAUAAUAACUUUGGUUUGCCUUCUGGCAGCUAUGGGAGGAGCAAUUCAACUGGUACCAUUGGCGAGCCAUUUUCUGCAUCAGCCAAUGCAUAUGAGUUGAACAACCCAGGUGCAUAUGGCAGCAGCUCUAUUUAUGGUGACUCAACCUGGAGGUUCUCGUCAUCUGAGAUUGACAUGCCUCCUUUUGGUCAUGAUCUUGGAAAUGUUGAUGCAGAUAUCAAAUCAGAAAUAUCAGCAGGUUAUAUGGGCAACUAUACUGUUAAUAAUAAUCAGACAAGCAGAGGUCAGUUGCUAUCUCAACAUUUUGCUAUGAUCUACACAUAGUUUUUCCUUUCAUUAAAAAAAGAAAUAUACUGCGUAAAUAAGUUAGUUAUUUCAGGGUUCAGUUCCCUUUACCCAGUUUAGGAAAACAAUGUACCUAGUCAUUCUGAAAAAGAAAGUUCCAUGCCAUUUGCUUAAGCUGAUUGACAUAAUAGCAUAAGCAAUAGGCCUUUCUUGUAAGACUUUUUAAAUUCCAUAAGCAAUGCAACUAUUAGUUUGUGUUAAUCAAAGCUUGUGUUUCGUCACCCAUGAUUACAAGUUAUGUCAACUACUCGAUUAUCACUCUCUAUACUCUAUAAUCGCUACCAAAUAUAAGCAAUAAAUCAUGUAGUUUUGGAUUAUUAGAACAUAUCCUAUUUCCUAUAACCUGGUUUUGUGUGACCAUGAAAGGCUGACAACUCAUAUUCAAAGCUAAGAUUUUAUCCUGUAGCACAGUGGAUUAGUCACUCAACUGUAUGCACAUUCAAAUAUGAUUAGUUGAUUGUAGUCACAUGCUGUAGUUUUCUCGAUAUGAUAGGAUGCAAAUUCUUUGAGCUUUCUCUUUCUUGAUUAGUUGAAUAAGAACUUACAUAUAGAUGACUGAUAGAAGUAGGACAUAUAUCGUAUUAUAUUGCGGGAGUCGCAGGUCACCUAGCCCUCUUAUUUAG
Messenger RNA from Phragmites australis (common reed), 2706 nucleotides. Its product is annotated as heterogeneous nuclear ribonucleoprotein 1-like. Bases 620 to 2062 code for a protein of 480 amino acids. The record is from RefSeq and is a predicted model, not a curated record. The transcript is spliced from 3 exons. Gene Ontology annotation, molecular function: RNA binding. NCBI's taxonomy places the organism in Eukaryota, Viridiplantae, Streptophyta, Magnoliopsida, Poales, Poaceae.